Messenger RNA from Lynx canadensis (Canada lynx), 1485 nucleotides. It is a transcript of the gene CYP2G1, whose product is annotated as cytochrome P450 2G1. Bases 1 to 1485 code for a protein of 494 amino acids. The transcript has 9 exons. Lineage: Eukaryota; Metazoa; Chordata; Mammalia; Carnivora; Felidae. Gene Ontology annotation, molecular function: iron ion binding; oxidoreductase activity, acting on paired donors, with incorporation or reduction of molecular oxygen, reduced flavin or flavoprotein as one donor, and incorporation of one atom of oxygen; heme binding. Gene Ontology annotation, cellular component: cytoplasm; intracellular membrane-bounded organelle. Gene Ontology annotation, biological process: xenobiotic metabolic process. The record is from RefSeq and is a predicted model, not a curated record.
AUGGAGCUGGGAGGGGCCUUCACCAUCUUUCUGGCACUCUCCUUGUCUUGCCUACUUAUCCUCAUUGCCUGGAAAAGGAGACACAAGGGGGGGAAGCUGCCCCCUGGUCCCACACCAAUACCUUUCCUGGGGAACCUGUUGCAAGUCCGUACUGAUGCCACUUUUCAGUCUUUCAUGAAGCUCAGGGAGAAGUAUGGCCCAGUCUUCACUGUGUACAUGGGUCCACGGCCUGUAGUUGUUUUGUGUGGACAUGAGGCAGUGAAGGAGGCCCUGGUAGACCGAGCUGAUGAGUUCAGUGGCCGUGGAGAACUGGCUUCAAUAGAGCGAAACUUCCAAGGUUAUGGUGUAGCUCUGGCUAAUGGAGAACGAUGGAGGAUUCUCCGACGCUUCUCCCUGACCAUUCUUCGGGACUUCGGGAUGGGAAAACGGAGCAUUGAGGAGCGGAUCCAGGAGGAGGCUGGCUUCUUACUAGAAGAAUUACGGAAGACCAAGGGUUCCCCCAUCGAACCCACCUUCUUCCUGAGCCGCACUGUCUCAAAUGUCAUCAGUUCUGUCGUCUUUGGAAGCCGCUUUGACUAUGAAGACAAGCAGUUCCUGAAGCUGCUGCAGAUGAUCAAUGAGAGUUUCAUUGAGAUGAGCACACCCUGGGCCCAGCUAUAUGACAUGUAUUCUGGAGUCAUGCAAUAUUUGCCAGGAAGACACAAUCGCAUCUACUACUUGAUAGAGGAGCUCAAGGACUUCAUUGCCUCGAGGGUCAAGAUCAACGAAGUAUCUCUUGACCCACAAAACCCUCGGGACUUCAUUGACUGCUUCCUCAUCAAGAUGCACCAGGAUAAAAAUAAUCCCCACACGGAGUUCAAUCUCAAGAACUUGGUCCUCACCACUCUCAACCUCUUCUUUGCGGGCACAGAGACUGUGAGCUCUACACUACGUUAUGGAUUGCUGCUAAUGAUGAAGCAUCCUGAGGUGGAAGCCAAGAUCCAUGAAGAGAUUGACCAGGUGAUUGGACCACACCGAAUCCCAAGUGUGGAUGACCGAGCCAAGAUGCCCUACACAGACGCUGUGAUCCAUGAGAUACAGAGACUGACAGAUAUCGUACCCAUGGGUGUCCCCCAUAAUGUCAUCCGGGACACUCAUUUCCGAGGCUACCUUCUGCCCAAGGGCACCGAUGUGUUCCCUCUACUUGGCUCUGUCCUCAAAGAUCCCAAAUACUUCCGCAACCCAGAUGCCUUCUAUCCCCAACACUUCCUGGAUGAGCAGGGCCGCUUCAAGAAGAAUGAAGCCUUUGUACCUUUUUCCUCUGGAAAGCGCAUCUGCCUGGGCGAGGCCAUGGCCCGCAUGGAACUCUUUCUGUACUUCACCUCCAUCCUUCAGAACUUCUCUUUACACCCGCUGGUGCCGCCGGAUGACAUAGAUAUCACACCCAGGGUCUCAGGCUUUGGCAACAUCCCUCCGACCUAUGAGCUCUGCCUCAAAGCCCACUGA